UUGCCUAAGAUGGCCAAGCAAAAUUCUCCUUCACUAAUUCAAGUUGUAAAACAAGUUGCAGAGCAACAGCAUUCCCAGGUGACAGAGAUAGAAAAAACCAAAACUGUACUUUUCCAAUUACAGGCAAAGUUCCAGGAACUAGAGAAAGAAAUGGAUUCUAUUCUGUUAGAAACAAGGACAACAGAAAGAGAAAUAUAUCUGCGAGAUGAUGCCAUAGAAAUGACAAAACACCACUGUGAAAAUCUGGAGGCUGAAGUUAGAGCCCUGUAUUCUGGAAAUUUAAAGCUGAGGCUUGAUGCAGAAACAGUAAAAGAAGAGUUUGAGAUGACAUUUGCAAGAAAUAAUGAAUAUCGGGAAAAAAUAAAGGCUCAUAAACAUCUCUUUUGGGAGAUGGAAAGUAAAAUGCCACUUAUGAUUGAGCUUGCUAAAAAGAAAACUGUUGUUCAAGAAUUAAAGAUGAAGAAAGACGAGUUAAUGCAUGAUCUCCAGAAUCCAGAAGGAUCUGUUAUAAAACAAGUGCAGGAAGAGAUUAUGCUCUUACAAAGGGAAAUCAUGACAUUGAAAGAGUUCAUCAGUAGUAAAACAGAUUUGCUCGACAAAGAGAGAAAAAUGCAUGCCAAGCUAAGAAAAGAAAUUGAGGUACAGAAUAAAAGAUAUGAUGCAAUUCUAAAACGCUUGCAUUGCCAGCUGAACAAACUCCAUUCGAAUAAAAGACAAUGGCACUGGAACAUUCAGCAAUUGGAGAAGAGGGCAGCAGAACUAAGGAAGUGUCUUGGAGUAGCAGCACUACAAAGUAGCAUGUAAAACAAACCUAACAAAGCUACAAUGUAGCAGCUCUGAUUGAACAUAAC
This is a messenger RNA of Melopsittacus undulatus (budgerigar), 851 nucleotides long. It is a transcript of the gene CCDC122, whose product is annotated as coiled-coil domain containing 122. Lineage: Eukaryota; Metazoa; Chordata; Aves; Psittaciformes; Psittaculidae. The transcript has 5 exons. The coding region runs from base 10 to 804 and encodes 264 amino acids. The record is from RefSeq and is a predicted model, not a curated record.